Molecule: messenger RNA, 1665 nt
Organism: Anopheles marshallii
Lineage: Eukaryota; Metazoa; Arthropoda; Insecta; Diptera; Culicidae
Product: protein single-minded-like
Exons: 8
Coding region: 13-1665 (550 amino acids)
Biological process (GO): regulation of transcription by RNA polymerase II
Cellular component (GO): nucleus; transcription regulator complex; cytoplasm
Molecular function (GO): DNA-binding transcription factor activity, RNA polymerase II-specific; protein dimerization activity; RNA polymerase II transcription regulatory region sequence-specific DNA binding
Source: RefSeq, a predicted model, not a curated record
GCUCGUUGUGCCAUGAAGGAGAAAAGUAAGAAUGCUGCCCGUUCGCGUCGUAACAAAGAAAAUGUGGAGUUUUUGGAGCUCGCGAAGCUGUUACCAUUGCCCAGUGCCAUCACGUCUCAGCUGGAUAAAGCGUCAAUUAUACGGCUCACCACGUCGUACCUGAAAAUGCGACAAAUCUUUCCCGAAGGGCUGGGAACUGCAUGGGGAUCCGAGCGCAACCAUCAUCCAAAUACAACGCGAGACACCAGCAUUAAGGAGCUUGGCUCACAUUUGCUUCAGACGUUGGAUGGUUUCAUCUUUGUGGUUGCACCAGAUGGAAAGAUCACAUACAUCUCGGAGACGGCAUCAGUACAUCUCGGGCUUAGCCAGGUGGAGCUCACUGGGAACUCGAUCUAUGAGUACAUCCAUGCGUACGAUCAGGAAGAAAUGGCGACCAUCUUAGCGUUACAGCAACAUCUCAACCAUCAUCCGUUGGGUUUGUCAACAGCACUCCUGUGUAACCAUCACCAACCGAAUCAUCGACACAGCUUCAGUCAGCAGCAGCGAUCGUAUGUCAUCGAAAUGGAACGCACCUUCUUUCUCCGGAUGCGUUGCGUGCUUGCUAAACGUAAUGCAGGACUCACUUGUUCCGGCUAUAAGGUUAUCCACUGUUCCGGCUAUUUAAAAGCACGUGUCUUUCCUCACGAAUCACCCAAUACCCCAGGACAUUGUUGCAUUCAAAAUCUCGGUCUUGUUGCCGUUGGGCACUCGCUGUCUCCUUCUGCUGCUACCGAAAUCAAACUACAUCGAAACAUGUUCAUGUUCCGAUCGAGCUUAGAUCUGAAGUUGAUCUUUCUUGAUGCAAAAGUGUCACAACUCACUGGAUAUGAGCCGCAAGACCUGAUUGAAAAUACUCUUUACGCGUACAUCCAUGCGGCGGACGUGGCCCAUAUAAGGCAGGCCCAUCAGACGCUUUUACAAAAAGGCCAAACGAUAACAAAAUACUAUCGAUUUCUGACCAAGGGAGGAGGAUGGCGAUGGGUUCAAUCAUAUGCCACGAUCGUACAUAAUACACGGUCCUCUCGACCACACUGCGUCGUUAGUGUCAACUACGUUCUUAGUGAUUUUGAGGUGCAAAAUCUUCGACUGGACGAUAAUCAGGAAUUAAAAUCGACGAUAAGGCCUCAUAUUGAGCUGGUUAAUCUAUCCUCAACCUCACUGUUCAAUGCCACAACUACUCAUGAUCAUCCAGUAUUAUCGCAAGAAAAUGGGACUGAAAAAAGACAACAUAUAUCUCAGCACUUAUCAAACCACAACGAACCUGUACGAACGACACAGCAGCCGGAACCAUUCGCAACCGGUAUUGAAACCAGCAAAGAAAUUGACCACUUUCUUCAAUUCCAUCAUACUCUCGAUUCGAACGAGAGCAUGAUCGGUGAGCUGAACGGCAGUGGAAAUGAAGAUUCCUUCCUUCCGAACGAUCUCUGUUACGAUCAGUCAUCUCACUUCACAUCCCAAACACAGCUAAGCUACCCAUUCGACGAUGCACAGUCCUUUCCGGCAUCGAGCGACUUUCUGGAUCCAUUUUACGAGCAACUCUACUCGACCUACGAUACGCAUCCACCCGAUCGAGAGUUGAUUCUUCGCUCGUGUUCCGUCAGUACGAGCGGGUCAGAUACAACGUAG